UAAUCACUUCGCAAUUCGCCCACGAGUGCUCACGAUAAAGAAGUCUCCAAAUUUCCAGUACCCCAGCUACCGGAACCUCAUGCGUCUCAGUUUGAUCCUCGUCGUAAUCGCCGCCACUCUUCUCACAUGGAGUGAUGCAAGCAAUCUCCGUUCUUCCAACAAAGUCGUGGAGGAUGCUGAAGAAGAAGAGAGAACGAAUGUAGUACGCAGUUUUUUCAGGAACGAUUUUCCGGAAGUUGCAGCUGAACCGCUUAAGGUUACCUUGAAGGACAAGAUUCUCAACGUCGUGGCUAAACUGAUUCCCAGCACGGAGAGGUUUGACGGCAAAUUUGUCUACAAGGGCGGAGCUCCGGGGCAUGAGCAGUUCAAGUUCACGCAACCGCUCCGCGGCACAAAACAAACGUUGGAUUAGUAUUUCGGCGGUGAAAAGGCCCCAAGAACUAUAUUGGUGCAGCAGCUAGAUUAAAUCGGAGAUACGAACAAAUACAUGAAAAGGCGGAACAAGAGACGCAUAUUGAUGCACCGGUGGUGCUUCUAUUAGUGCUCGUAGUUACGCAUGCGGCUUACUAUUUACUACUGUACUGUAGUGUUAGGCAGUAAUAAUCUUCAUGGUGUUGGCGGA
Messenger RNA from Phytophthora nicotianae INRA-310, 622 nucleotides. RefSeq lists its product as hypothetical. The record is from RefSeq and is a predicted model, not a curated record. NCBI's taxonomy places the organism in Eukaryota, Oomycota, Peronosporomycetes, Peronosporales, Peronosporaceae. Bases 80 to 412 code for a protein of 110 amino acids. The transcript has a single exon.